Messenger RNA from Canariomyces notabilis, 1150 nucleotides. RefSeq names its product ribonuclease-domain-containing protein. The transcript is spliced from 3 exons. Bases 489 to 905 code for a protein of 138 amino acids. The record is from RefSeq and is a predicted model, not a curated record. NCBI's taxonomy places the organism in Eukaryota, Fungi, Ascomycota, Sordariomycetes, Sordariales, Chaetomiaceae. Gene Ontology annotation, molecular function: RNA binding; RNA nuclease activity.
UGCAAGGAACACUCUAACACGAGGGUUUGUUUUUCAAGAUGAAAGGGACUGUUGGCAAUGGGCCUGAAGGGUGUAAGACCAGGAAUAGUAGUACUGCUGGUACCACAUUGGAGUCACUUAUACCAAUCCGCCCUCGGUGACACUCCUGCUGAUCUGCAGUAGAAUCAGGGGUAGUACGGGUUGAGCGGGGAACACCACCCACAGUUUUACUUAUCAGUUCAAGUCUGGAGCCUCAACUCGAAGUACAGCGUUGCACCAGCUGCAUCGUUGCCGGUCACCACAUUUGUCCAGAAGGCCGAGCAGUUACAGGUACUCGACGUAUCACCAACCUUCCGUUCUCGGACACUUCUCCGUGGCCGAUUCUCACUCGCCCUCGACACCUAAAGCUUAUAAGUGAGAUCAAAUCAUGCUGUGAUUCCAAGACUUGAGCAUCGCAGUCGCAGUUUGUACAGCCGUCGAACAUCUCAUAGCGCAGUCAUCUGGUCACAAUGGUUCAGCUCCUCCCUGCCCUUCUGACGCUCAUCACGGCCAUCGCCGUGUCCGGGUCACCGCUGCCCGUGGCAGAAGCCCAAGGCGAGAUCGAGGCUCGGGCGUGCGCCUACACAUGCGGCAGCGUCUGCUACCAGUCAACACACAUCACGGCAGCCCUCAACAGGGGGUACUCUCUGCAGCAGGCCGGGUCAGACGUUAACAACUACCCGCACCGGUAUAACAACUACGAGGGCUUCAACUUCCCCACCUCAGGCCCCUGGUACGAGUUCCCCAUCAUGUCGAGCUACAAGGUCUAUAACGGGGGCUCGCCGGGGCCUGACCGCGUCAUUUUUGACGACGAUGGCGCGUUUGACAUGCUCAUUACCCAUACCGGGGCCAGCGGCAAUGCAUUUGUAGCCUGCCGGCGGGGGUAGGCCGUCCGGUGACGCUCAGGGUGUUUGUUGGGGAGGAGCCUCGCGUCGGUCAGCCAACGUCGGGUGUAGACGACUAGUUGGACGGGAUGGCUAGAUAGAUCCAUCAUUGGCAAUUUGGGAAAGAGGAAUGCCGCUGGUAUAGGCCGGACCAUAGCAGUAUCCACCUAGACUCCUCGAAGACGAUCGUAAGGGAUCCCAGGUCCUGCGGAUCAAACAAUGCGUUUGCGUACAUCUGUAUCUCUCCC